AUGGUUCGGAUAAUUCCACAGCGAUUGAAAGCAUCAACACGUUCGAAUAAUCCGUCCACCACAAAUAGUCGUGCCGCCAGCCCAAUGAGGAAUAAAGGAGAUUCCGCGAGCCCUGAGGGCCGCAGAGAGACGGGACUGGUCUUGAAUACUGUGAUCCUCAGGGCGCGCAAUCUGGCAGCUGCUGAUCGGAGUGGCACUUCUGACCCGUAUCUUGUCUUGACUCUCGGAGAAGGAAAACACCAAACCCACGCCGUACCCAAGAACCUAAACCCUGACUGGAAUGAGCAAUGCGAGUUCCCUGUUAAUGACAUUCGCCACCUCCUCCUGGAUGUGAUAUGCUGGGACAAGGAUAGAUUUGGCAAGGACUACUUGGGCGAGUUCGACGUUGCCCUCGAGGAGAUUUUUGCCGAUGGCCAGUUCGAGCAGCCCCCUAUUUGGUUCCCGCUGAAGAGCAAGAGGUCUGGAAAGCAGGCCGCCAAGGUCUCCGGAGAGGUGCUCCUGCAGUUCACACUCUUCGACACCAACAACCCGGAGGCAUCCGAUGCCGAAAUUUACGCCAAGUUCUCGGCGCUAUGCAAAUCAGUUCCCGAGGCGGAGCCAUCAUCUUCCAAAGCCCCAACACCUACUCGCACACCCAUCCUGGCUCCGACUAAGCCGACUAGCUCUCCCCCCUCACUUAACCGGAGAGGGACAGAUGACACCGGCGCCGAGGACGACGAUGACUACGAGGUCUACGAUGAUGAGACGCCGGAGGAAGAGGAUCUGAGCAAACCGGAGAACAUUGAGAAGCGCAAGCGGAGGCUGAGGAUCAAGGGCCUGAAGCGCAAGAAGAGAGACAACCCAUAUGAGUUCCUGAAUGGAGGGAGCAAUGAUGUCGUUGGUCUCAUAUUUCUCGAGAUUGUCAAGAUCACCGAUCUACCGCGAGAGUCCAACUUCACCAGGACCGGAUUCGACAUGGACCCUUUCGUUGUCGCUUCUUUGGGCAAGAAAACGUAUCGAACCAAGGUGGUGCGGCACAAUCUGAAUCCCGUCUAUAACGAGAAGAUGAUUUUCAAUGUUCUCAGCCACGAGCAGACGUACUCCUUUGCGUUCACGGUCAUCGACCGAGACCGCUACACUGGCAAUGACUUCAUAGCCUCGACCUCCCUGCCGCUCAAGGAGCUGCUAGAGAAAGCACCUGAGGCUGAUCCCGAGACUGGUCUGUACGCGAUCAGAGAGCCGCAGGAGUAUGUGCCGGAAGGCGCACAGUCCAAGUCUCGCUUCAAGAGAUUAGCCAUUUCCCGUUCGAGCUCCCAACAGAGCCUUUCCAAGUCGACCCGGCCCGCUCUUAGCAAAAAUCCAUCUGCGGUGUCUCAGACAGACUUAUCAGGAGACCUCGCGCCGACAUCAGCGCCCAACUCGGGCCUGUCGUUAUCAUCCGGCGACCACAAUCUUGCCUCUGCGGGAAUGGAGACCCUGCCUGAGAGCUCAGACCCUGACUUCGCCGUGAUGCAGCUGCCUCUGAAGAUGAAGAACCUGGACAAGUGGGAAGACAAGCACCGUCCCGAGCUUUUCAUAAGGGCGAAAUACAUGCCAUACCCUGCGCUCAGACAGCAAUUCUGGAGAGCCAUGCUCAGGCAGUACGACACCGACGAGAACAUCGGCGACCUCACAAUUGACGAGGCAGUCAUAUGUCUCGAGGACCAGCUGCAGAAAAAGCCCAAACCUCAGACAGUCGCCGAUCGCUUGAAGGACAAAGUGCCUGCCUUCGCCAAAGGUGCUACUCUUUCUGUCCCGGGCGUUAAGGAUCCUAGUCCAAGCGACAUUGCACCAGGUCCCGAAACGGCUCCCCAGAGCCAACUCUCUACCUCGACGAUUGUGCUCCCGGAGCUAUCCGCCGGGGGGGAGGAAGGUGAGGCACUGGACAAGGAUGACCUCAACGACCGCGGAGAAGAGCAUGUAGUGGAAAUUAGGGAAUGCCCCAUCUGCCACCAGCCGCGUCUCAACAAGCGAACAGAUACCGAUAUCAUCACGCACAUCGCCACUUGCGCAAGCCAGGAUUGGCGUCAGGUGAACCAUCUUAUGAUGGCCGGGUUUGUGACAGCCAGUCAAGCUCAGCGCAAGUGGUACUCCAAGGUAAUCACCAAGAUCUCGUACGGUGGAUACAAACUGGGUGCCAACUCUGCCAACAUUCUGGUCCAAGACCGGAUCACGGGACAGAUCAACGAGGAGAAGAUGAGCGUCUAUGUUAGACUUGGUAUCAGACUACUGUACAAGGGUUUGAAGUCAAACAACAUGGAAAAUAAGAGAAGAACAUGUCUGCUGACACAAAAAAACGCAGUUCGCAAACUUCUUAAGAGCAUGAGUAUCAAGCAGGGCAAGAAGUACGAUGACCCGGCCUCCAAGGCAGAAAUCCAGGGUUUCAUCGACUUUCACAAAUUAGACAUGUCUGAGGUUCUACUAUCGGUGGACGAGUUCAAGAACUUCAACGAGUUCUUCUACCGCGCCCUCAAGCCAGGUGCUCGACCAUGCUCAGCGCCUGACAAUCCUCAUAUCAUUGUGUCUCCCGCUGACUGCCGGUCCGUGGUCUUCAACAAGAUCGACAACGCCACUAAUGUCUGGAUCAAGGGCCGGGAAUUCUCUGUCAGGCGCCUUCUUGGUGACGCGUACCCCGAGGAUGCAGCACGAUACGAAAACAACGGUGCGCUUGGCAUCUUCCGCCUCGCGCCGCAGGACUACCAUCGCUUCCACAUUCCUGUUGAUGGCGUGUUGCGGCAGCCAAAGCUCAUCGCUGGAGAGUAUUACACCGUCAACCCGAUGGCAAUUCGAUCUGCCCUCGAUGUCUACGGUGAAAACGUCCGCGUGAUCGUGCCGAUCGACAGUGUCGCGCAUGGUCGUGUUAUGGUCAUCUGUGUGGGUGCCAUGAUGGUCGGCAGCACCGUAAUUACCAGAAACGAAGGCGAAGAGGUGAAGAGGGCCGAGGAGCUUGGGUACUUCAAGUUUGGCGGCAGUACCAUCGUCUUGUUAUUUGAAGACGGCAAGAUGGUAUUUGAUGACGAUCUGGUGGAUAACUCGAAUGGUGCGCUGGAGACUUUGAUCAGCGUAGGCAUGUCCGUGGGCCACUCGCCUAGCCACCCGAAGUACGCACCUGACCAGCGCAAGGACGCGAAGGACAUCACGCAGCAGGAGAAGGCGGAUGCCAAGAGGCGUAUUCAGGGAAGCUUCAAUCUUGAGGAGGGGGGUGACGACAGCGGCGACGACUCACCACCCUUGACCCAGCGCCUUGCCGGCUCGGGCUAG
This is a messenger RNA of Cryphonectria parasitica EP155, 3279 nucleotides long. RefSeq lists its product as uncharacterized. Gene Ontology annotation, molecular function: phosphatidylserine decarboxylase activity. The record is from RefSeq and is a predicted model, not a curated record. Gene Ontology annotation, biological process: phospholipid biosynthetic process. The transcript has 6 exons. The coding region runs from base 1 to 3279 and encodes 1092 amino acids. NCBI's taxonomy places the organism in Eukaryota, Fungi, Ascomycota, Sordariomycetes, Diaporthales, Cryphonectriaceae.